GCUUGGUCUUACAUAUUCCAUUUCUCAGUGUCCAAGUUCUACACACGAUGGUAUCACGCUGGAUCCCUCUUGAAAGCAAUCCCGAGGUGAUGAAUGCGUGGUCCGGCAAGGCUGGACUCGUACUCGAGCAGGACCGUUUCACCGAUGUCUACGGCUUCGACCCCAAUUUGCUCGGUAUGGUACCGCAACCUGUCAAGGCAGUCGUUCUUCUGUUUCCGAUAAGCAAGGAGUAUGAGGAGAAGCGCAAGGCUGAGGACGAGAAGAUCGCAAAGGAGGGGCAGCACCCUAUAGAUCCUACGAUCGUGUGGAUCAAGCAGACGAUCCAAAACGCCUGCGGCACAAUGGGUCUCCUGCAUGCGCUCCUGAACUCAAACGUGACACUCGAGCCUGAGAGUGUGCUCGAAAAGUUCAUCGACGAAUGCAAAGACAAAACCCCAGAGGAGCGCGCCAAGCUGCUUGAGACGACGCCGCUCUUCGCCAGCAUCCACGCCGAGGCUGCAGCGUCGGGGCAGACGGCGGCGCCAGACAUCAGCGAAAGCGUCGAUCUACACUUUACGUGCUUCGUGCAGGCUCCAGACACCGCUGCGCGCGACCAGGGCGUGCCAGCGCCAGAGGGAGCGCGGAGACUCAUUGAACUUGACGGCCGGCGCGCGGGGCCCGUUGACCGCGGCGUGUGCGAUGAUCUGUUGGCGGACGCGGCGGCGUACAUCAAGGACAACUACAUGAAGGACACGACGAGCGUGAGCUUCAGUAUGCUCGCCUUGGCGCCGCCCGCGGAUAUCUAGGUUGCCGAGAUAUGUGGAAAUCGGGAGGAUGACCACAAGUUACCCAGAGGUUUGGCAUCGCAGUGUUGCGUUCAAGGGGAAGAUGUAGCUCUCUUCGUGGCGAAACAAAUGAAUAGCAGCUCGCUAGGACCUGG
Messenger RNA from Phanerochaete carnosa HHB-10118-sp, 919 nucleotides. RefSeq lists its product as uncharacterized. Gene Ontology annotation, molecular function: cysteine-type deubiquitinase activity. The transcript is spliced from 7 exons. Gene Ontology annotation, cellular component: cytoplasm. The coding region runs from base 48 to 785 and encodes 245 amino acids. Gene Ontology annotation, biological process: ubiquitin-dependent protein catabolic process; protein deubiquitination. The record is from RefSeq and is a predicted model, not a curated record. NCBI's taxonomy places the organism in Eukaryota, Fungi, Basidiomycota, Agaricomycetes, Polyporales, Phanerochaetaceae.